AUUUUUGCGUUCGUCGGCCUGUUUUCAAGUUCGUUUAUCUGGAACGACAGUAACGUAUACAUUCAGUUGGGAUACAAAGGCUAUGGAUGGCAAACACUAAUCAUUGUUUGCUUGUUACUCAUAUGGAUAACCAAUAUGAUCAGCUUAUUGAUGCAAAUAAGCGGCACCAAUUUGUUCCUGGAGUACGGCAAAUUCAAGAUAAUGCUUACUUAUGCAAUAUGUGGACUGUUGGCAGUGAUUGCUGCAGGUCUGCAGACGUGGAACGGCAAGUUAGCACAUGGCGUGGAUGACACAGUCCUGUAUCCGAGAUUUAUCACCACUGCUGUAUGUUAUUAA
Gongylonema pulchrum is the source of this 336-nucleotide messenger RNA. The record is from the annotation of a GenBank genome assembly. Lineage: Eukaryota; Metazoa; Nematoda; Chromadorea; Rhabditida; Gongylonematidae.